Molecule: messenger RNA, 1010 nt
Organism: Postia placenta MAD-698-R-SB12
Lineage: Eukaryota; Fungi; Basidiomycota; Agaricomycetes; Polyporales; Adustoporiaceae
Exons: 15
Coding region: 56-919 (287 amino acids)
Biological process (GO): mitochondrial L-ornithine transmembrane transport
Molecular function (GO): L-ornithine transmembrane transporter activity
Source: RefSeq, a predicted model, not a curated record
CGCUCCCGCGAAUGUCGCGACAGACAAUUACUGUUUCUCUGUUUUUGCCACUGCUAUGGAUUUCUCGACUGUGAAUGAGCUGCUGGCGGGCAGCGUUGGCGGCGCUGCCCAAGUCCUCGUCGGGCAACCGCUGGAUACCAUCAAGACACGCGCGCAGGUUGCGCCCAGAGGCAUGUUUAAAGGACCUAUGGAUAUCCUGGCACAGACUAUUCGCAAAGAGGGAUUCUUCGCGUUGUAUAAAGGCAUGGCUAGCCCACUUAUCGGCAUCGCUGGGGUCAAUUCCCUACUGUUCGCUGCGUAUGGACUGUCGAAGCGGGCCAUCUCGCCUUUCCCACAGCUCUCGUUGAAGGAAAUAGCAGCGGCGGGUGCUAUGGCUGGAGCAGUGAACGCUAUCCUAGCUAGCCCAGUGGAGAUGUUUAAGGUCCGCAUGCAGGGUCAAUAUGGUUCGGCCACCGACAAGCGGUUGCGCGAGGUUGCGCGUGAGAUGUGGUCGCAGUGGGGGAUUCGUAAGGGCAUCAUGCGAGGUUACUGGAUUACCGUUGCACGAGAGAUUCCUGCCUAUGCGGGGUUCUACACUGCUUUCGAGUUUUCUAAGCGUAAAUUCACUGCUAUCUACGGCGACCAACUGCCUGUGUGGGCUCUUCUUUCGAGUGGUGCCACUGGCGGGAUUGCUUACUGGCUGGCAUGUUAUCCACUGGAUGUUGUCAAGUCGCGCGUGCAGCUACGUGAUACGCCGCCGACCGGAACGCCCGUUCAAUAUAUCGCCCGCGAGUUAAGAAACAUCGUUGUGGAAUCAGGAUGGACUGGGUUGUUCCGAGGGCUGUCUCCGUCUUUGCUGAGGAGUAUACCCGCUGCGGCGAGUACGUUUGCAGCAUAUGAACUGACACGAGAAUACCUCAAGGAAUUCACCGGCGUGUGAGAGUCAUUAGGAUGAGGCCAUGUCAUGUGCGAUCUUUCUCACAUACCAAUGUUACGACCGCGAGAAAAGCGACAGGUUCUCCAUAGCCCUG